AUGCGUGCGAUCAGUUUCGAAGAGCCUUCCGUCGCCGGGAGGGGUCGGCGGAUGUUGGAGCUGCAGGUGCGAGGAGGAGGUGCGCCACCCCAGUCGCAUUGGGAGCUCAAGUGGAGGCGGCUGCUCACAGCGGACAGAGCGGUUCCCAGAGACUUCGAAGAUUUUGACCGCACUGUGCGCGGCAUGCUGAACCGGAUCAGCAGAGAGAAUGCCUUCCGCAUCCUGCCGCUCGACCCGGGCCUCCUGGCUGAGGCUCCGGCCUGGUUCCACGCGAGGCUCGCGGCGCUGAUGCUGAACUCGUACCUGCAGGUGAUCCACACCAGCAGGCACGCCAGGGGCCUCGCCGUGCGCAGCGGCGACAACGUGCUUCCUGGCUACCUGGACGCCGUGUCGCCGCUGCUCUCGAGCAGCCCCCCGCUGGUCACGGCGCUCACGGCCUGGCUGGCCAGGCUGCUGCGGUGGCACGACCUGUGCUGGCCCUGCGCCCGGCUGCUCCUCCUGGCGGCCCGGGAGGGGCGCGGGCGCGACUCGCUGCCGGGGCACUCGCUCGGGCGCCUGCCGGCCGACCUCAUCCAGGGGCGCCUGCUGAGCUUCCUGCUGCCGCCGCGGGCGCCGGCCAUCCAGGGGCUGGUCGACGAGGCGGUCGCGCCGAACCUCCAGCUCGGCGGGAGCGAGGGCAGGGACGUCGUGGCCCUCCUGGCGCACUUCAUCAUGUUCUCGCCGCUCGCCGUCUGGCCCCGAGUCUCGGCCUUCGGCUUCGCCCUGGUGGAGGCCGUGCUGCUGAACCUCGACUCCUGCCAGGAGCGGGAGGUGUACACCGCCGCCUCGGUGCUGGCCACGCUCGCUCAGAGGGUCGAGGCGGGGCUGGGCGCCGCGGGCUCUCCGGAGUUUGCCCGGCUCUGCCGCGAGGACGUUCGGCUGAUCAGGCGGCUGGCCGACCGGCUGCGCGAGAGCCGGGGCGACGAGGAGUCCGGCAGCGCCCAGGGUGUCCCGGCCGUGUCCUCGUUCGUCAGCUGCCGGGUGGAGGCCGCGCUGGAGAAGACCAGCCGUGUCCACGCCAAGGCCUUGCGCUCGAUGGAGCCUUUGGCAGCGUGA
This is a messenger RNA of Prorocentrum cordatum, 1095 nucleotides long. Lineage: Eukaryota; Dinophyceae; Prorocentrales; Prorocentraceae. The record is from the annotation of a GenBank genome assembly.